Chrysoperla carnea is the source of this 1410-nucleotide messenger RNA. RefSeq lists its product as uncharacterized. The record is from RefSeq and is a predicted model, not a curated record. The transcript has 2 exons. Lineage: Eukaryota; Metazoa; Arthropoda; Insecta; Neuroptera; Chrysopidae. The coding region runs from base 65 to 1288 and encodes 407 amino acids.
UUCAAGUGAUUAGGAAAAUUUGAGCAUUUAAAUUGUUACUAAUAGAAUUGAAUCAGUUGAAAACAUGGCGUCUCAAAAAUCAAAGCAACACUUAUCUGACUAUGUAGAUCACUUCGAGGAGUACAUGCGUGUGAAUCAUCCAAAGGUGUUAGAACACAUUAAAAAGACAUUUAAUCCAUCUAAUAAACAUAGUAAGGACGCUGUUCAAAAACAUAAAAAAGGAGAUCCAACUUCACCAUCGAUUGUAAUUGAAGUGGCAUCUACAUCAACAAAAAAAGAUAUCGCUCCUUCUACAAAUAAUAUAGAGCAAAAUGAGUCAAAUAAAGCAAAAAUUACUCGUAAUGAUGAUUCAUCACAUAAGAGUAAAGAAAAUGUUAAAAAAAUUUUCAAAGGUGAUUCAAGUUUGACGGUGUCAGUAGAAAAAAAUAACGAUGAAGUGCAAACAGUUAGAAAUAAAAUAAAAUCUAAUGGAAAUUCUGAUGAAGAGGUUGAGUCAAAAAGGCCCAAAAUGAGUCAUAAUUAUAAUUCUACGAGAAGAUUAAAUGAUCACGAUAAAAAAGAUUUAUCUCCAAACAUACGUGAGCUAGAAAAAAAUUAUUGUGAAAAGAAGAAAGAACUCGUAAGCAAAACUAAAUAUGAUAAACAAGACUAUGAUGGAGUGCAAUUAAUUGAUAAUUAUGAAGGGAAAUCAAUCAAUAGUGACACGAACCGAAUGAAAAACGCCACAAUUGAUCACCAACCACAUUAUCACUCCCACUCCUCUCAAAGAUAUGACGAUGAUUUGAGACAUGCUUCGUCUUCUAAGUUCGUCUCGUCUCCGGAACCCGGAGAAAUAGAUUAUCACACAAAGAGCAGACACGAAAACAGAGAGACACACGCAUAUCGCUUACAAGAAAUAGAAAUCGAUAAAGUAUCACGAAAAUCACCAUCCAAGAGAUACAAUGGAAAACAUGACUACAAUUAUUAUUCUUCAGAUCAAGCAUCUCGUGGAACUUUUUCGUAUGAAAGAUAUAGGGACACAGAGAAAGCAUUUUGGAUUCAUGUGGGCAGAUGUGAGCUAUCAACUACAGAAAAUGAUGUAAAAGAACUGUUGAAAGAAAAGUUUCCAACGUACCACUUUGAAUGCGAAAAACAAAAAAUAAAAGAAGGUGAUUUCAAUGCUAGAUUUAGAGUACGUGUUCCUAGAGAAUUAGAAUCUGAAAUAUUAUUAUCAAAACAUUGGCCUGAAGGCAUUUUGGCUACAAAAUUUAUGAAUUUCAGACCACCAGGAACAUUCAAAAAAAUGUAGAAACCCUUUUUACAUAUAUCACUUCUAAAACUAACACAGAUUUUAUACGAUGAGAUAUGUAUUUUCUCAAAUUUUAAUCUACAGGUAAAGUUUUGGCUAGGUACUAUAAUCUUAAGAUGUCA